Messenger RNA from Ruditapes philippinarum (Manila clam), 7662 nucleotides. Its product is annotated as solute carrier family 35 member F6-like. Lineage: Eukaryota; Metazoa; Mollusca; Bivalvia; Venerida; Veneridae. The record is from RefSeq and is a predicted model, not a curated record. Gene Ontology annotation, cellular component: intracellular membrane-bounded organelle; membrane.
UUACAGGCUGUGGGCAUGUUUAUAGGAGAGUUCACCUGUCUGGUAGCUUAUUAUAUAAUUAAGAUUUGUUGUCGACCUCAACAACCUGUAGAAGGCGAGCAGCCAAGGUCAUUUAACCCCUUAAUAUUCCUGCCAGCAGCCAUGCUAGACAUGUGUGGAACCUCUAUAAUGUAUAUAGGGCUAAAUCUAACUUACGCCUCAAGUUUUCAGAUGUUAAGAGGUGCAGUCAUUAUCUUCACGGCAUUAUUAUCUGUGGCGUUUCUAGGCCGUGUGAUACGUAAACACAUGUGGGUAGGAAUGUUUACUGUGUUAUUAGGUCUGUUGUUGGUUGGACUGGCAGAUAUUGUAUUUGGGUCACCUGAUGGGCCGAGCACAAACACUAACGGCAUUAUAGCAGGUGAUUUACUGAUCAUUAUGGCUCAGGUGAUAGUCUCGGUACAGAUGGUGUAUGAAGAACGUGUGAUCGGAAGAUUUAAUGUACAACCUCUGGCAGCCGUCGGAUAUGAAGGACUUUUCGGGGCCCUUGUUUUAGGAUUAUUGUUGAUACCUUUUUACUACAUUGAUGCUGGAAGUUUCAGUCAUGCGGCAGGAAAUAGACUGGAGAACGUACACGAUGCAUUCGUACAGAUGGGAAACAAUUGGAGAAUCAUUUUAGCUACAGUUGGUAAUAUAAUGAGCAUAGCAUUUUUCAAUUUUGCUGGUAUCAGUGUAACUAGAGAGUUGAGUGCCACAACAAGGAUGGUGUUGGAUAGUGUUCGAACACUGGUCAUCUGGGCUGUAACACUGUCACUUUCCUGGCAGGAUUUCCAAUAUUUACAGGUUGUAGGGUUUAUAUUGCUGAUACUAGGAAUGAUGUUAUACAAUGAUAUUAUCAUCAUGCCAUGGUGGAGACGUAGGCGUGAGAUGAGAGAGGUCAAUCAAAAUGAUAGGAACACUGGCGAGAGAGAAAGACUCCUGGGUAAUAGAGAUGAUGGCCAUGCUGUGAAUUAACUUUACCUUGACAACCGUGCCUAUGACAACGGUACCUAUGACAACCGUAUCUAUGACAACCAUACAUAUGACAACCGUACCUAUGACAACCAUACAUAUGAAACUGUUGGUUUAUUAUAUGUGAUAACACAACUGACAUUCGUUUCAUUCUACUAAUUUUACUAAAAUCAAAACACCAUAAUAAGUCAUUUCAUAAGGCUACAAUGAAAUAACCUUUGGUAAUAGAGACAUUUUAGAGAGUAUAAAUGACUGUCUCCAUAUGGUGGCUGGAUAUUUUAUAUACAACUAUAUUAUUAUUUCAAAUUUAAAUGUAUGAUGGAAUUUUCUUUAGAUAAAAGCACAUUCCUUUAUAUGAAAUAGUUAUAAAUGACAAUUUUCACCCCAAUUUUGAUUCAGAUUUUAAUUUGUUAUAUACCUAUUGCCUGUUGGUAUAUUAAAUGUAUAAAAGCCAUAUAGCAUAAAAUAUUGGAUGUUAAAAGGAUAAGUCGUACAACUAAGAAGAAAAUUUAAUUUUAACUUUAGGACUUGGCCUGUCCUUAUGAUUUAGAACAGUUCAUUAUAAGGUUAAAGGAACUUCUCCCUAAAAAGAUAAAAUUUGAAAAUCUAACAAACAUCAAGAGAAGCACUUUAAAUUGAAAAUUCUGCAAAGAAUAACAAGGAAAUAUACUAGGUAUAAAAUUGUAAAUUGAUUUUUGCAUAAUUCUAAGCGAAAUUGAGUAAAUUCGUGUACCAAUUGAUCAAGGUCUGGACCAAUAAGUUAACAUGGAAAUUUUCAGGUCUUUCCCUUCCCUGUUUUACCAGAACACUUUUUAUUUUUGGGUCAUUUUGCACAAUAAAAUGAGCCACGUCACGUCACGUCGCUUAGCAACCCUAUUACAUGUAGAGAAACUGAUAGCGAACAGCAUGGAUCCUGAUCAGACUGCGUGGAUGUGCAGGCUGGUCUGGAUCCAUGCUGGUCGCAAACCCAUUAUAUUGGUUUUGUCGUGACACGGCUCAAUUGAUUAUUCUGGUAAAACAGGAAAAGGAAAGACCUGAAAGUUUGCACACAAGUUAUUGAUCCAGACCUCCAUUAAUUGGUACAUAAAUCACGGAAAAAUAUUUCCUGUCCCAUCAUGUCAUAAACCUCAAUGGAGUUCCUUUUUAGGGAUUUACAUAUUAAGAUAACUUAAAUCGGGCAGCUAACCUCUGGUCAGAUUUCAUUGUCAUACAGGCUUUAUUCUCCUCUAUAUAGCAAAUUCUGGCAAUGUUGAGUCCUUUAUCACCAACAAAAUUUUCAGGUUUACUUAAAAAAAAUAAUUUUUAUUUAAAAAGCAUUUUUUAUAUAUAAAAAUCAAAAUGCAUUUAAAUAAAGACUAGUCCAAAAAAUAUUGCAUAUUUUUCUAAAUCUUGAACAAUUCAGGGGCCUUAACAUACUGUUAUUCACCUUCAUUUAUAUAAUUUUGUGUUUUAUUUGAAUAAUUUUGUGUUUAAUUUGAAUGAACAUUCCUAUUAAUGUUGAAGAAUCUAAUGCUGGCAAUGUAAGAUAUAUUUGUUACUUAUUUAUUACAUAAUGUUAGUUUUUGAACAAUCAUUGGCUCUCUGUUUUAUUAAUCUAUCCCCCCUUGAAAGAUCUCUCAUAUUAAUACUCAUUACUUUAGCUAUGAUUAUAAGACAUUCUAUAUUUGAGCGGCCUGAAGACAAAACCAACAUAGUGCGUUUGCGACCAGCAUGGAUCCAGACCAGCCUGCACAUCCGCGCAGUCUGAUCAGGAUCUAUGCUGUUCGCUUACCAACUCUAUUACAAGUAGAGAAGCUGAUAGCGAACAACUUGGAUCCUGAUCAGACUGCACAGAUGCGCAGGCUGGUCUGGAUCCAUGCUGGUCGCAAACGCACUUUGUUGGUUUUGUCGGGACGCGGCUCAUUUGUUACUUAUCUCUGGCUUAGGUGCCAGAUUUUUACAAGAGAGUUCUAUUUUUACAUAUUUGUUUACUCCCUCUUGAUUACAUACAAUGUAUAUCAAACAUUUUGCAGUAAACACAUUGAUUUUCACUGUGUAAAGAUUAUAAAGGGGAUUUAGCUCAUAUUGUUUCGAAAUUUUGUGAUGUAUAUUAUGUUUAUAAAUAUCAAUUUGGGUUUAGUUAAAUGGGAUUUAAAUAUCAAGGUGCUGUAAAGUGUUUAUAUGGAUUUACUUUACUGUAUAGUGUAUCUAUAGGGUUAUCUGCUAAAGCACUCAACUUGCAUGGGGUAAUAGUAAACUGCUUCUGUGUAAUAAAGGGUUAAGAAAUCAAGAUAUGUCCCUAUAUUUAUUUAUAAGCUGGGCACCAGUAUAUGUAUCUAUAGGGUUAUCUGCUAAAGCACUCAACUUGCAUGGGGUAAUAGUAAACUGCUUAUGUGUAAUAAAGGGUUUGUCCCUAUAUUUAUUUAUAAGCUGGGCACCAGUAUAUGUAUAAAUUUUCAAAAUAUAGAACUUAAAAAAAUAAAAAAGAUAAUAAAAAAAAUAUUAAAGAAUAAAAACAAUAUUAAAGAAUAUAAGAAAUAAAUGUAUGCAUCAAGAUAGUGUUGAACAAACACGAACAAUUCAAAAGUAUAGUGAAUGUGAUUUUGUUUAACAUAUUUUGUGUGUGAUUUUUCUAUUUUUUUCCUAAUUGAUAUUUUCUAUUUAUAUUAGCGUUAUAUUUUGCAUUUGUAAUUUAAUUGUUAUAUUCAGUGUGCAAUUUGAAUGGCUUGGCUAAUUUGUAAAAUAGUGGGAGCUUUUAGACUCACUGUUGUGUUAAGUUUGCAUAACACUUGGUUAAGGUUUUUUGUGUGUAUAUUUAUAUCUCAAACUCCAGGAUCAUAAAUGUUGGUCACUGUCCAAGACCCAUAACUGUAACAAAAAUUUUGUCUGAAUUAUACCCCUUGGUUAACUAAGAAUGAGAUUUCACACCUGUCAUAAGGGUGAUUAUUAUAAGCCGCUGACCAAGAUAAACUAUUACUGAUGAGUUUAAAAUGAAUUAUUACAUUGUCCACUGAAAACAUUGGAAAGUGAAGGUUGUUGUAUGCAAACCGCAACUACUGAAUGUAUUCAUUCGAAACUUUAUAAAACUAUAAUUUCAAGGUUAUAAUUGUAAAUCCUUAAUGGGAAAUCUUUAAUUAGGGCAUGGUUUAUCACUGAGUUGAUCCCCUUUGAGAAUCCUAAAUGGUCCUUGUUUUGCCAUUUAAAAUGUCAAAAAGCACCAAAAAUAGUCAAGCAUACUAUCUAAGUAAUAAUGUUUGGAUAUACAUAUGAUUUUUUGCUCUAAAUGUAUAUACAUGUAUGUGAGAUUGAAUAUAUUUUUGUUAAUAUUUUUUAUGUUAUAAAUUGAAAAAUAUGAAGGUAGCCACAUUUGUGCUAAUUGGCUUAUCAAAUUGACAGUAAAGUAAAACUUUGUUCAUCUGAGCACGUGUAAUCUAAAAUCCUUUCAUAAUUGAAUUAAUUUCUUCUAAAACAAUUAUUUUUAUUCUAUCAUAAAAGAAAUAAUAGAGAGAAAAAAUAGGUAAUUCCGAAACCUUUUUAUUCCAAAUGAUUCUUUUCAAGUUAUUGUCAACUUUUAGAAUUGACGGUGCAUCUUGAUCAUCGUUUAAUUGGUUAACUGAUAGUAUCUUCGAUUAAACAAUUAACACAAAUGAUGGCUGCAUAUUUUACCUGUAUUUGAUAACAAAAUAUAGUUAAUUUGUACAAUGGAACAUUGAUUUGUUCACUGUUAGUUUGUAAUGAUUGUUACAUUUGUUACAUUAUUUUAUUUAUUAUAUUAUAUUUAUAAGGUCUCUCAUAAUUAUGAGUUUAACUUCAAGGAGAGAGUUCAUUUGCAGAUUUAUUUCCAGAUUCCCUGAAAUUUAGUAGGAAUUGCAUACUGUUAGUUCCUUUCAAAAUGUGCCAUUAGAAGGCACACUUUCCCGAGGUCAGUGUGACUUAAAAAAAAUGUAACUUAAGCACAAAAAAUAAUCCAAUAGGUUGUAUUUCAAUAACAUUAUUUUAAAAAACUUGCCUAGGCUAAAUAAUAAAAAGAUUAUAGUUAAGCUGUCUCCGAUAUAUCUUAUUGUUCCAUGUAAAUCAUCAAAUAUAUCUUAUUUUAUGUUAAUCAUUAACGAUAUCUUAUUGUUUCAUGUAAAUCGUUAAAUUCACGUAACUCAUUAAUAACAUAAGAUGACAAUAUGCUUGUAAUUUGUGUUAAUAUUUAUCUGGUAUUUACUGAUAUUUUAACACAACCGUCUUGACUGAAUAACUAACCAGUAAUUCCAAACACCUCCAAAAGUGACCUAGACAUCAGUUCAGUACAGUAUAUGCAAGUCUAAAUGAAUAUGUCAGUUAUAUUUUGAAUACUGAGCCAGCUUAAAUGCUUUGAAAUUAACAAUAAGCUGAAUAUUUGGGGUUUAAUUUGUUCAACUUAAUAUCUGUGAGAGACAUUGACAUCUUUUUAUUCUGAUAAUAUCAUGUUUAACUUCCGUGAGAUGAAGUGCCUGCAAAUAUGUGACAAAUACAGAGAUUUGGAUAUUUUAAUUGCUAAUAGAUCAUCAUGUUAGUGUGAUUUAAGAAUCACCAAUUAUGAAUGCAUACUUGGUCCUUCAUGUUUGUUUACUUUUUCGACAGCGCAUAUGAGUUUGUAAAUUAAGUGAUCAGUCGCCAAUUUACAUAUGGCACUGUUAGUGUGAUAAUUGUAUGUUAAUAUGUUAUAGUGUGUAAGAUAUUGAAUAAUAGCUUAUUGUUGCUUUAUAGAUAUUAAAUGUGAUACAUGUAUUUUUUAUUAUUAUUAUUUUUUGGUUUCUUGAGGUUGUAGAUUAUUGUUAUUGUAAGUGAGCCUUUUUUUUUAAAAGACACUACAAAAUAGUCCGCACUUGCCCUAUAUUGAAGUCAUUACUUUUCUCUGCAAUAUUGUAUGUCUUUUGUUGAUCAAACAUUAUUACUAUCAUGUUAGAAAAAUAUACAGAUAUGAUACCAUGUACUGAUAUUAUCAAUCAAGUUUUCCACAAUUCCGCCUUCCACCCUCCUCCAUCCCGGUUGGUUGAUGUCCAAGAACACAGUCCGCUGUUCUCAAUCAACCUUUCCCGAAACCGCUUUUCCUCCUGUGGGUUGAAGACUGAUGUCCUAGGACACAGCCCAGAUAUUCUUGCAUGUAUGCUUUCACUGUUUCAACAUUGACCUCUUAUUGUUUUAUUGACAAUUGUUGCAUGUAAUAAAUGAGGGGGGUCAUUCCAGUACCAUUUAUAUUUAGAUCAUAGGGCCCACAGCUUCAAACUUGGGAACAAAAAGUAUAUCUUGACUAUGCUUCAGUGUAAAAUAUCAUUUAUAAUAUUAAGUAAUGUCAUUUUUCUUUCACAUUUUAAGUACAAUUUAAUGCAAAUAAAAUCUCUUUUUUUUUCACAUUAAUGAAGAAAUAUGUAAAAAAAAUUGUCAUAAAAGCUGUUAAAAUGUUCCGAGAUUUUUUUCAAACAUGGUACAUAUUUUUUCACCAUUCAACAGAAAUUUUCACUUUUUUAGCUCACCUGAGCAUAUGCUCGGGGUGAGCUAUUAGGAUCACUCUUCGUCCGUCGUCUGUCGUAUGUCAUCCGUUGUCCGUUCACACUUUUAAAACAACAUCUCCUCUGAAACCAUAAGGCAGAUCAUAAUGAAACUUCACAGGGAUGUUCCUUGUGUGAAGCCUUAACAAAGUUGUUCAAAGAAUUUAAUUCCAUGCAGAACUCUGGUUGCCAUGGCAACCGAAAGAAAAAACUUUAAAUAUCUUCUUUUAAAAACCCUAAGAGCUAGAGCUUAGAUAUUUGACAUGAAACAUCUUCUAGUGAGUGUCUACCAAGUUUGUUCAAAUAAAAGCCCUGGGGUCAAAACUGGCCCCGCCCCAGGGGUCAUUGAUUUUCCUUAUAUGUGUGUAGCAAAAACUUAAAAAAUCUUCUUUGAAAAAACCCAAAUAGCUAGAGUUUAGAUAUUAAGCAUGAAACAUCUUCUAGUGAGUGUCUACAAAGUUUGUUCAAAUAAAAGCCCUGGGGUCAUAAUUGGCCCCGCCCUGGGGGUCAUUGAUUUUCCUUAUAUGUGUAUAGCAAAAACUUAAAAAUCUUCUUUGAAAAAAACCCAAAUAGGUAGAGUUUAGAUAUUAAGCAUGAAACAUCUUCUAGUAAGUGUCUACAAAUUUUGUUUAGAUAAAAGCCCUGGGGUCAAAACUGGCCCCGCCCCAGGGGUGUCAUUGUUUUUAACUAUAUGUGUAUAGUAAAAACUUAAAAAUCUUCUUUUAAAAAACCCAAUGAGUUAGAGCUAAGAUGUUUAGCAUGAAACAUCUUCUUUUGGGUGUCUACCAAGUUUGUUCAAAUAAAAGCCCUUGGGUUAAAAUUUGCCCUGCCGAUGGGGGGGGGAGGGGAAAGAUCAUUGUUUUUCAUUAUAUGUGUGUAGUAAAAACUUAACAUUGUGAAACAUCUUCUAAUGGGUGACUCUUCUGAGUCUGUUCAAAUAAAAGCCCUGGGGUUUAAACUGGCCCAGCUCUGGGGGCCUAUAUCCUAUAUACAGGUGAGCGUCCUCAGGGCCAUCAUGGCCCUCUUGUUUUCUUUAAUGAAAAUAAGUUGAUUGUUAAAAAUUGUAUUUCACAUUGACUGUAUUUGUUAUUUGAUUGUACAUGUAUCUGAAUUGUUGUUUUUUUGUAAAUGAUCUUUAUCAAUUAAAUCCACACAAUAAAAAUUAUUUUGAUUAAAA